CCCUUAAUUCACCAAUCGUUGUCCAGUGAAAUUGUUCAUAAAUACAGUUCCCUGUGUCCAAUUCAAUGAAUUGUUGUCUUCCUGAAUUUGGAUUGAAUAUAUGGUAAGCAAUUAUAAUCUUGUGACCAAAUGUUGCUAGUUGCUUGUUAGGAACUUAGGAUCAGAAACGUGACUUGUGGUGGCUGUUUGGAGAUGUCGUCAGGGGCGAGGAUGCCGACAUGGAAGGAGAGGGAGAACAACAAGAGGCGAGAACGAAGGAGAAGAGCUAUUUCGGGCAAGAUAUUCGCUGGCCUGAGAAUGUAUGGGAAUUACAACCUUCCUAAGCAUUGUGAUUGCAACGAGGUCCUCAAAGCGCUCGCGGAUGAGGCUGGCUGGACCGUGGAGUCCGAUGGCACUACCUAUCGUAAGGGCUGCAAACCGCCUGAGAAGACAAACACUGGUGGUUCGGUGUCAGCGAGCCCAGGCUCGUCUUACCAACCAAGCCCCUAUGGUUCAUGUAACCACAGCCCGCUCUCCUCUUCAAUGGCGAGCCCGACCUCAUCGCCGUUUAGAGUCAACUCACAUCCUGAUUCUCUCAUCCCAUGGCUGAAGAAUCUCUCAUCCUCAACCACUGCUUCCAAAUCUCCCCAUUUACACAUGCAUAAUGGCUCCAUGAGUGCACCAGUGACCUCUCCAACUGCUCAAUCUCCACCUCGAGUCAAAACCGAUUCUGUUUGGGGUACACCCCACUUCUCCUAUCUCCCGUUGUCGACUCCACCAAGCCCUGCUCACGAAACACUUCCUAAUCACGAAUGGUACUCUGGGAUGUGGAUCCCACAGAGUGGACCCACCUCCCCUACAUUCAGUCUUGUUGCAGCGAACCCAUUUGGGUUCAACGAAGCUGGUUCGCUUCGUAGUGGCUCACGAAUGUGGACCCCUGGUCAAAGCGGAAGUUGUUCUCCUGCAAAUCCUCCAAGGUUUGAUAGCAAUUCAGACAUUCCAAUGGGUGAAGUUGUUCAAGAUGAAUUUGCAUUCGGAAGCAACGCGGUUGGAAGGGUGAAACCAUGGAAAGGAGAGAUUAUUCAUGAGGAGUCUGUGUCAGAUGAUCUUGAGCUUACUCUUGGGAAUUCAAAAACCCAAAUGUGUGGCUUGAAAUGACUCCAAGAAGAGAUGUUCGUCUAGCACUAGCAUUGCGCCGGAUAAACAGUCUCCACCCUCGUUGUAGGGGGUUUUCAUUGGUUCAUUUUUCAGUGUAUUCGGUUUGUCCAUAAUUAAGCUUGAUUACACCGCACAUGUUAAGAGGCAGAAUUUUGUGUUUAGCAGGGUAGCGUUUGCUAUUCAAACGGGGGGAUGCGGUGCAGCUUGUUGCCCGUCUACCUGUCAUUAGUCUGUAAUCAUCUUUGUUUUAAUGAAAAUCUAUAAAUUGGAA
Helianthus annuus (common sunflower) is the source of this 1408-nucleotide messenger RNA. RefSeq names its product BES1/BZR1 homolog protein 3. Lineage: Eukaryota; Viridiplantae; Streptophyta; Magnoliopsida; Asterales; Asteraceae. The transcript is spliced from 2 exons. The record is from RefSeq and is a predicted model, not a curated record. The coding region runs from base 193 to 1137 and encodes 314 amino acids. Gene Ontology annotation, biological process: brassinosteroid mediated signaling pathway; DNA-templated transcription. Gene Ontology annotation, molecular function: DNA-binding transcription factor activity.